Molecule: messenger RNA, 860 nt
Organism: Artibeus jamaicensis (Jamaican fruit-eating bat)
Lineage: Eukaryota; Metazoa; Chordata; Mammalia; Chiroptera; Phyllostomidae
Product: zinc finger protein 227
Exons: 5
Coding region: 211-537 (108 amino acids)
Biological process (GO): regulation of DNA-templated transcription
Source: RefSeq, a predicted model, not a curated record
GACAAAAGAGGAGUGAGAGAGAAAGAGAAAGAAGAAAGAGAAAGAUCAAUCAUUUGCAACCCAGGAAGCUCUCAGUCACCCCGCGCCGGUGCCUGGGAAUGUCCUCUGCAGUUUGCCCGUGAGACGGACGUAAUCACACUGUCCCACGGCAAGAAUUCCGCAAGGGAAGGAAGAAGGGACAUCGUAGACCCUCACUGCAUAGCUCCAGUUAUGCCUUCUCAGGACUCUGACCUUCCCCAGAAGGAGCAGCAGGAGAAAAUGACCAAGCUUCAGGAGGCGGUGACCUUCAAGGACGUGGCUGUGGUCUUCACGGAGGAGGAGCUGGGGCUGCUGGACCCGUCCCAGAGGAAGCUGUACCGAGACGUGAUGCUGGAGAACUUCCGGAACCUGGUCUCCCUGGGUAUGGCAGCCCAGUCGGAGGCAGAAGAAAACUUCUGGAUGAUGGAAAGAGAAACCCAAAGAAAUGGGGCUUCUGGUGAGAACGAUGUGGCUGUUUUUUUCUGGUUCCAGAGAAUCUGCUAUUUACCACGUCCAUGAUGAGCACUCUGACCCCGGGGUUGUCACCUCCUGCCUGGGCUGUGACAACAGCCUCCACACCAGCCUCCAUGCUUUGCUCUCUUGCACCCUCAUAAUCUAGUCCCUGCAGACUGAUUCUAUAGGAAGCGAGUGAGAAUGUGCCACUCCUUGGCUCAGAGCCCUGCAAAGACUUCCCAUUUCACUUCGAGUCCUUACAGGAUGGCCAGACCCUACCUGAUCUGGCCUCCUCACCGACUUCCUAUUUAAUUGCCUCUCCUUUCCCGCUGACUCAGACCAUUCCUGCCAUCCUGGCCCACUUCAAGUGUCCUUUUCUUUUUCAGGGA